AUGAUGGCGGCACAGAGCAAGUUGUUGUUCCAGCUGAACAAAUACUGCAACGAACGCGUGCACGCUCGCAAGCAGAACAUUUCCAAAACACUGAGAGAUAUUUGUAAGAUAGUUCAAGAAGUUUUGAAGGAGGUGGAGGUGCAGGAACCACGUUUCAUAAGUUCCCUGACCGAGAUGAACGGUCACUACGAAGGCCUCCACGUUGUCUCGCCCACUGAAUUCGAAGUCGUCCUCUACCUCAACCAGAUGGGAGUCUUCAACUUCGUCGAUGAUGGUGCAAUUCCUGGAUGCGCUGUGUUGAAGUUGAGCGACGGACGAAAAAGGUCCAUGUCUCUGUGGGUGGAGUUCAUAACGGCUUCAGGGUACCUCUCUGCCAGGAAGAUCAGGAGUCGCUUUCAAACAUUGGUGGCUCAGGCAGUGGACAAAUGCACGUACAGAGACACAGUGAAGAUCAUGACGGACACCUCCGAAGUGAAGCUGAAGGUGAAAGACAGGUACAUAAUUCAAAUCACCCCUGCAUUCAAAUGCUCUGGCAUCUGGCCACGAAGUGCAUCUCACUGGCCCCUUCCACACAUUCCUUGGCCCAACCCCAACCUGGUGGCUGAAGUCAAAACUGAAGGGUUUGACCUGCUAUCAAGGGAAUCAAUAUACAUGAAGGACAAGCAAUCUGCAGCAGAAGGAGAUGCUUGGGUGGUUUCUUUCAACCAAUCAGAAAUGAUCUUGUUGCUGGGGGGAUGUCGGAGGAAGUGCCUGAGCAUCCUGAAGACUCUCCGAGACAAACAUUUGGACCUGCCAGGCAAGCCCAUAGAAAACUACCACAUGAAGACGCUGCUGCUGUACGAAUGUGAGAAGCACCCGCGAGAGAUGGAAUGGGACGAAACCUGCUUGGGAGACAGGAUCAACGGGAUCCUCCUGCAGUUGAUCUCAUGCUUACAAAACAGGAGAUGCCCACACUACUUCCUACCCGGGUUGGAUCUCUUCAGGGGAAAGUCCAGUUCCAGCAUGGACAAUGCGGCCAAACAGACGUGGAGGAUUUUGAGGGAGUUGCUGACCAAUUCUAGAUGUCUGGAAAAAUUAUAA
This is a messenger RNA of Helobdella robusta, 1080 nucleotides long. RefSeq lists its product as hypothetical. The record is from RefSeq and is a predicted model, not a curated record. The coding region runs from base 1 to 1080 and encodes 359 amino acids. The transcript has 6 exons. Lineage: Eukaryota; Metazoa; Annelida; Clitellata; Rhynchobdellida; Glossiphoniidae.